AUGGAUUACAAAACACAGGCGAUAUUUCUGUCAGACGACGACAUAUAUUUUCGACCAGCAGAUCUAGAAUUUGCUUUCCAAAUGUGGCGUCUCUACGGCCGAAAACAGUUGACUGGCGGCAUGGCAAGAUGUACAAGUUUGGCACCGGACGGUACAUGGAAGUACACCUUUUGUGAAAACAAGUCUUCUUACAAUAUGAUUAUCACGAAUCUCGCCUUUUCGCACGUCGCCAUUCUCGAUGCCUAUAACUCGGAUGACCCUAUAGCCAUAGAAAUGCGGCGAUACGUGGACGAACAAUUCAAUUGCGAAGACAUUGCAUUGAACUUUAUAGCAGCUCACGUAUCGGGAUCAGGUCCUCUUCUUGUUCGUGGUCGCCAACAAUAUGUCGAUAUCAGCCCGUCAGUGGGCAUCAGCAAGGACCCGCGCCACAUGGCGAAGCGUCACGCUUGCGUCAAUCAUUUUGUGAAAACCAUGGGCUGUAUGCCACUUAUCGAAGUAGAGGGCAGGAUAGAACAUGGUAUCAAACAUAAUGUUUGGUAUACAACCUUUAAAGACAGGCUUUGGGGUUGA
This is a messenger RNA of [Torrubiella] hemipterigena, 570 nucleotides long. The record is from the annotation of a GenBank genome assembly. NCBI's taxonomy places the organism in Eukaryota, Fungi, Ascomycota, Sordariomycetes, Hypocreales, Clavicipitaceae.